GACUCAGCCCUGCCCGAGCAUUGCCCUGGGCAAUGCCUGCCCUGGGCCUGCAAGGUUUGCAAGCGGAAGACGGUCUCCAUUGACCGGCGGCGGGCAGCCACCCUGCGGGAGAAACGCAGGUUGAAGAAGGUGAACGAAGCCUUUGAGGCGUUGAAACGCAGCACCCUGCUCAACCCCAACCAGCGGCUGCCCAAGGUGGAGAUCCUGCGCAGCGCCAUCCAGUACAUCGAGCGCCUGCAGAGCUUGCUCAGCACCCUCAACCAGCAGGAGCGGGAGCAGAGGGACCUGCGCUUCCGCCCUGCUGCUCCCCAGCCUGGG
This is a messenger RNA of Balearica regulorum gibbericeps (East African grey crowned-crane), 318 nucleotides long. NCBI's taxonomy places the organism in Eukaryota, Metazoa, Chordata, Aves, Gruiformes, Gruidae. The record is from RefSeq and is a predicted model, not a curated record.